Molecule: messenger RNA, 1096 nt
Organism: Calliphora vicina (urban bluebottle blowfly)
Lineage: Eukaryota; Metazoa; Arthropoda; Insecta; Diptera; Calliphoridae
Gene: Dak1
Product: cytidine/uridine monophosphate kinase Dak1
Exons: 1
Coding region: 113-820 (235 amino acids)
Biological process (GO): CDP biosynthetic process; UDP biosynthetic process; 'de novo' pyrimidine nucleobase biosynthetic process
Cellular component (GO): cytoplasm; nucleus
Molecular function (GO): ATP binding; UMP kinase activity
Source: RefSeq, a predicted model, not a curated record
AUUAUUUAAUUUGUUUUAACCGUGCAAUAUUGUAGUAGAAAAUCGGUGGUAUUUAUUCAACGCAGUAUACACACAUCGUUUUUUUUAUCUGUUCAGUCAUCAUUUUGUUUUAAUGUUACAAGUCUUGCGUAGAUCUAUUCUCACAUUUACGCCAAUCACUAAGCAUUCCAGUUGCCAGCAAUACCAACGUUUCCUAACAACAGCAACGCGUACUAAAGUCCAAGCGGAAAUGACAGAAAAACCAAGAAUUGUAUUUGUUUUGGGUGGCCCAGGUGCUGGCAAAGGUACUCAGUGUACUAAAAUUGUCGAACGUUUUCAAUUCGUCCAUUUAUCGGCUGGUGAUUUACUGCGCGAGGAACGUGCACGUGAAGGUUCCGAAGUGGGUGCUCUAAUUGAAGACUACAUCCGCAAUGGUAAAAUUGUACCGGUGGAGGUGACGUGUUCAUUGCUGGAAGCAGCCAUGACAAAAUCUGGCAAAACAAAGUUCCUAAUUGAUGGUUUUCCACGUAAUCAAGACAAUUUGGAUGGCUGGGAACGUCAAAUGUCUGACAAAGUUGAUUUUCAAUUUGUUUUAUUCUUCAACUGCUCAGAGGAUGUCUGUGUAAAUCGUUGUUUGUCUCGUGGCCAAAGUGGUUCCGGUCGCUCUGACGAUAAUAUGGAAAGUUUAAAGAAACGUAUUCAAACAUACAACAACGAUUCUCUGCCCAUUAUAAAACACUUUGAAGAAUUGGGUAAGGUGAAACAAAUCGAUGCCAGCCCCUCAGCUGAUGAAGUUUUCGCCAAGGUUGAACAGGUGUUCAAUGAAAGCGGCUUCGAGUAAAACCUUAUCAUACACAGAGGUGGUGGUAGUAUAUUAAAUAUUGUUGCUGUUGUUGUAAUUCCUCUACUUGUUCCUGUUGUUGGAGGAGGUUGAGGUGAAAACUUACACAAUGAUUAUGCCGAUUUGCUUACUUUUAAAUUCUUGUCUUGUCUUUUAAACGUAUUAACAAUUAAUUAACAUUAGUUCAAUUCUCAACAGAAAAAAAUCGAUAAAAGUACGAUAUAUUCUAUGUUUAUGGUUAAAAAAAAUAAAAUAAAAUCUAUUUAUUAAGCUCAA